Messenger RNA from Dufourea novaeangliae, 1694 nucleotides. RefSeq names its product glycerol-3-phosphate acyltransferase 3 (gene Gpat4). Bases 1 to 1581 code for a protein of 526 amino acids. NCBI's taxonomy places the organism in Eukaryota, Metazoa, Arthropoda, Insecta, Hymenoptera, Halictidae. Gene Ontology annotation, cellular component: endoplasmic reticulum. Gene Ontology annotation, molecular function: glycerol-3-phosphate O-acyltransferase activity. The transcript has 8 exons. Gene Ontology annotation, biological process: triglyceride biosynthetic process. The record is from RefSeq and is a predicted model, not a curated record.
AUGGCGUCAGUGUGGAUGGUGAUGUCUUUGGCGUUUUCGUUACUCCUAACACCGUUUCUUAUGUUUUUGCUUGCCAUUAUAUUUCUGGCCUCAAUCGGAAAGUCACUCGGCGUUAGAAGGCUCUACAUAAAACUGCUGUUGGCACUUUUCGAGUACGGCAGACAAAACAUCGAGAAUGUCAAGAAGAGGAACGGUACAUGGAAUCGGGAUAACGACAACGCGGACGAGGAACACCAGCCGCUCGUCGAGAAGCAAAAUGCACAGAAUUCGGCGGGUACCACCGAGCAGAAGCAUCAAAACGGUGUUCUCGGGAACAGCGUGAUAGACAGAUCGAAAGAACUGAUCCUGGUGCCGGAGCCGGAGAUGCAGAAUCACAGGAAUCAUCUGGAGGAAUUGAAGGCAGAUAAAUCGGAAACGACUGCAACCGGUAAAAAUGAGGUGAUUCUCUUGACCCUAUCUGUUAAUCAUUUGCCAACGAGUACCUUUCAAGCUGUCAUACGAUCAAUCGUGUUUCAGAAUCUGAUCUGUCGUGAUUCUUUCGAAACGCUGAAGAAAGAAUUCGAGCCUACGAUCUGUCUGGAGUACAUCAAAGCCGGCGUAGAAGCUAUAAUCGAAGACGAAGUAACGUCUCGUUUCGAAGCGGAAGAACUUAAGAACUGGAAUCUGUUAACACGAACCAACAGACACUACGAAUUUAUUUCUUGGAAGUUAACUGUGAUAUGGAUGUUCGGAUUUUUUAUGCGAUAUUGCUUCCUUCUACCAUUGAGGAUAUUCAUUUGCUUUAUUGGGGUACAGUACCUUAUUGUUGCGACAUUUUGUAUUGGCUUACUAUCAAACGGCUUUCUAAAGAAAUGGGUAUACAGAACGACUAGCCUGAUCGCGUUCAGGCUAAUAGCUCAAUCUUUGUCGGCUAUAAUUACAAUCCAUAAUCCGGAGUACAAACCGAAAACUGGAGGAGUGUGUGUGUCGAAUCACACUUCCACAAUCGAUGUGUGCAUCUUAUCCACACAGACAACAUUCUCUUUGAUAGGUCAAAGGCACGGUGGGUUUUUGGGGAUUCUACAACGAGCGUUAGCACGCGCCUCUCCCCAUAUAUGGUUCGAAAGAUCCGAAGUUAAAGACAGGGAAGCGGUAGCGAAAAGGUUGAAAAAACAUGUGUCUGAUCCUACAAACCCCCCAAUUCUCAUUUUCCCGGAAGGAACAUGUAUAAAUAACACGUCAGUCAUGCAGUUUAAAAAAGGCAGCUUUGAUGUUGGUGGUGUAAUUUAUCCUGUUGCAAUAAAGUAUGAUCCAAGAUUUGGUGAUGCUUUCUGGAAUAGUAGUCGAUAUUCGAUGAUACAGUACUUGUACAUGACUAUGUCGAGUUGGGCCAUAGUUUGCGACGUUUGGUAUCUUCCUCCAAUGUACAGAAACGAAGGAGAGAGCGCUAUCGAUUUCGCAAAUAGAGUAAAGUCGGUGAUAGCAAGACAGGGAGGAUUGGUUGACUUACAAUGGGACGGUCAACUUAAGAGAAUGAAGCCAAAAAAAGAAUGGAGAGAAAAGCAACAAGAAGAAAUUAGUAAACGACUUAAAGUCGAAUGAAUCGAGUCAUCUCUAGUCGCACCUUCACGAUCGAUAUAACGUGUGAUAUUUUGCUUAAACGAGACCAUUUCACUCGAUGUGCUGUUCUGUAUUUUCUGUGGAUACCUGUUUGC